Molecule: messenger RNA, 771 nt
Organism: Spirometra erinaceieuropaei
Lineage: Eukaryota; Metazoa; Platyhelminthes; Cestoda; Diphyllobothriidea; Diphyllobothriidae
Source: the annotation of a GenBank genome assembly
AUGAGCCUCCGCCCGCCUCUCCGGGGAGGCAAAUUCGCCACCAUUAUCAGCGCCUACGCUCCGACGAUGACCAACCCCGACGCCGUCAGAGACAAAUUAUACGAGGACAUGUACGCCCUCUUGGCGACUGUGUCGAAGGCGGACAAGUUGAUUGUCCUUGGCGACUUUAACGCCCGCGUCGGCACAGACCAUACUGCCUGGAGAGGAGUGCUGGGUCCCCACGGUCUCCGCGGCUCAAACGACAAUGGUCUGCUGCUUCUCCGCACCUGCGCAGAACACCGCCUCAUGCUGACGAACACGUUCUUCUGUCUGCCGGAGCGAGAGAAGGCCACCUGGAGGCAUCCUCGGUCGCGUCAGUGGCACCUGCUGGACUAUGUCCUCGUCCGAAGGCGAGAUCAGCGGGACGUGCUGGUGACGAAGGCGAUCGCGGGUGCUGACGGGUGGACCGACCAUCGCCUCGUCAUCUCGAAGAUGCGUAUUCGCCUACAGCCUCGCAGGAGACCACAAGGUAAGCGACCCCCAGGUAAGCUGAAUGUUGCUUUGUUGUCUUUGCCUGCUCACCGUCUCCAUUUCAGCAAUGAGCUAGCUCAACGGCUAGACAAUUAUCCUAUCGCUGCCGCCGCCGACGACGCCGCCGCCGCCGCUGCCGAGAACGCCUCCGUGGAGAACCGCUGGUGUCAACUGCGAGACACGGUCCAGUCGACAGCGCUCGCCGUCCUCGGUCGCGCUCCCCGCCAACACCAGGACUGGUUCGACGACAACGACGCCGCC